Symbiodinium sp. CCMP2592 is the source of this 5613-nucleotide messenger RNA. Lineage: Eukaryota; Dinophyceae; Suessiales; Symbiodiniaceae. The record is from the annotation of a GenBank genome assembly.
AUGGAUCCGAUGGUUCGCUCGAGAAGAGGAGCUGCGGGGCAAGGCGAGCCAGUGGCUACGGGUGCUUUCAGCGAUCAGCUGGAGCAAGAAUAUUCAGCAGCUUUGAGUCAAGCAGACUCGGGGAUUGUUCCCCGUGGUUCGAGUUAUGUUGAUCAGGGAGCGUGUCCACCUGGACUGCGGAGUGCGGUAGCUCCGGGGGAAGCAUCGCCCGGUACCUUGGAACAGGGUGGAGUUGUGGGUGGUGCAGCCGGCGCGUCUACUUCGUUUGUAGGUGGUAUCCCGUCUCUCCCUACUGCCAGUCCAUUUCAUAGUGCACGAGUUCAAGAGGAGGUGGCGCUUCAGCGGAAGCGGCCCUCUGGAUUAGACCAAGAGCAAGCGAGAGUGGGAUCCGGGAACCUGGAUAUGGAAGGGGGCCUAGAGCCCAACUAUUCGGCCGCUUUUGAUACUGCUGAAGGGUUUGGCCCACGAGUUGCGAGAGUGGAAGCUGUUGGACCUCGGGAAGCCGCUACUCUGGAAGGUUCCGUUGUGGGACCGGGAAGAGAAGGAGUUUCUACUGGGAUGCCAAUGUUAGAGGAAAAGCGUGACUCUGCAGCGGGGUUGCAACCGGGUGUGGCAGUUGAGGGGCUGGACCCUCCGGAUGAUGAUGCGCCGGAGCUAUUGCCAGAUAACGAUAGAACUGCGAGACUUGAACAGGUUGUGGCACAACUCAUUGAUGAGAACCGUUCGUUGAAAAGACGGGUUGAGCAAGCCGAACUGAGAUCGCAUUCUAGCUGGCACAGCGGUACUCCUGGCGAAGUGUUGGCCUCGCCGAUGUCGUUUGCGAUGGAUGGCGGACCUAGGGUAGGAGAAAAUGUACAGACAUGGUCUGAACUGGGCCGUUUCAUAGGUGUGCCUCCGGGUGGCCUCGAAGGGGCUGUGCCGGCCAAUUUCCCAGGUCUGAGAAAUGAUGUUGCUACAUUCGGGAGCGUAGGAUCGGUUCCGGGUUCGAGGGAGCAGCAAGCUCUCAGGAAUGCUGGGCUUCCCACGGUCGCCUCGGUGGCAUCAGGGCAAAGGGCUAUGGGGUUAGAGUUGGUUCCGGUUAUUGGGGAAAGUUCGAUUGAGAAGGGUCCUUCGGAAUUAUGGCAGUCUUCCGGGGUACCGAGCGCCCCACCUCUUCCUCUACCGGGUAUGGGGUAUGAGGCUUCGUCUAACUUUGCAGCUAGAGGGACUCAGUCUAUGAGGCAGUUUACUACCCAGGCAACAGCCGAGGCUUCAGGGAUGUCUGGGGGUUUCCAUACGCCUAGAUCGUCUGCAGGGGGUCAUAUGGGUUUCGACGCUCAGGGGUAUCCUAUUUCUCCAGGAGGAACUGUUAUUCGGCCGCCGCCGCUCCCGCCGCCCAGGGUGGAACCUUUCCUUCAAGGGGCAGGGUUUGGGGGGCAGGGGGUAGGCAUCGGAGGGGUCGGACAAAGGGUUGUUGGGGAUGUAGUGAGACCUGAGGAACCCGCCAAGUAUAUAAAUGAAUUGCCUAAGUUGAAUCAAACUGAACUCUCCCAAUCUGCCGUAACCUGUGGUAACUGGCUGGCGCAAGUUAGGCAGGUGUUGGUAGGUCUAUCUCCGAGUGCGGAUGUCUGGUGGAAAGGGGUAGAAGGGCCGGCUACGAUGGCGUACCGUCGUUGGCUGGUUGCAGAUCCGUUGGGAAGAUUGGGGAUAGAUCCUUCUACGGUUAGGGGGGAGUUCGAUCCUCAGUUGUACGGUCGGGUAGAGUCGAGGGCUGUAAGUCUGCUCCUUGCUGCAGUGCCCCAGUCGGUAAGAGAUGAUGUGGUGACAAAUAGGUGGCUGUCUAGUGCCGCGAUUUUGUUUCGGAUCUUAUGCUUGUUUCAACCUGGAGGGUCGAGUGAGAGGUCUCAUUUGUUGUCGCAGCUAGUUAACCCCGAGCAGUGUAAGACGUUUGGUGACGCAAUCAAGGGGUUGAGGAAAUGGCAACAAGGGUUACAGCGAGCAGGGGAGAUACAGGCGACUUUACCUGAUGCUUCUCUUCUGUUGAAAGGGGUGGAUGGUGCUACUUCUAGCCUUCUCUCUGCUCAUCCCAUGAUAGGCUUUAGGGUGAACGCGUUUAGACAUCAGCUGGCUAUAGAUUAUAACCCAUCUGUGGCGAGUGUGGUGCAGCUCGUCCGCCUUAUACAAGCUGAAUGCGAAGCUGGGUCGAUUACUUCGGAUGCUGUAAGCGACAAGCGGGCUAAAACAGCAGCGUUAACCACCCCAGGUCCUACUGGUAACCCGCCUUCGGCUAAGUCGGUUCCCGCUCCCCCUCCGCCUCCGGGUGCAUCGGUUGCGGCCGGAUCUCCUAAAGCUGGGUCACCUAGUGGGAAGGGUGGUAGAGCUAAGGCGAAGGCUAAGUCUGGGGUGCAAGCUAAAGGCAUCGCUGAAGAAGCGGGGGUGAGAGCCGAAGCUUCUGUGGCUAGUGCAUCUGCUGGUAGCGCGAGUUCGGGAGCUCAGGCGAAUCCGGAGUCGCUUGUAGCAGAGGCUACUAGACUCCUAAAGGGGGUUUCCCUUAAGGUGCUUAGGGUUGAUGAUGAGGUUGAUUUGGCCUGGGUUCGUAGUGCCCUAACCAAUGCCUCGAAUCCAGACUUCUGCCUUGUGGACUCCGGAGCGACUAAUGCGCUGCGCCCGGCUAGUGAUCAGGAAAUCGGUACCUGUCGCACCAUCCAUGUUGAUCUGGCGAGUGGAGGAACAGAGCUGUUGAUUAACGAGAGCGGUACUUUGUUGCACUCGGGGCCAUGCCAGGUUAUCUUGCCUGCUAGUUACUUGAUUCAGCUUGGUUUCUCCAUUGUCUGGAAGCGGCGAGGUUGCCGGAUCAAACAUCCCAAGAAGGGGUGUCUGGAUGUGACGGUUGUAAAGGGCUGCCCAUUGAUUCCUAGGGAGGUUGGUUUGGCCUUACUGAGCGAGUAUGAGGGUCGCCGGGUCGGGGCUCCAUUGAUCAGCAAGGUUGAGGUUAUGGAUUUGCAGACCGUCUUGACUCCGGAGCAGUCGCGAGUGUGGCUGCGAGAUCGUUUGGUUCAGCGCGGGGAAGGUCUGACGGAUGUUGAUCAGUUGGUCUUUCUUCGUGGGAUGUUUCCGGGGGUUCCUAUGGAAGUGUUGGCUAGGGCAUGUGUACCGGCAUUGGAUAGUGGCUUUGUAGACUGGGGUGAGUCGCCUUGGAAUAGGCGUUUUAGGCGGUCGGUUGGCAGGGCUGCAUCGGGAUCUGUGCUGAUUUCAGUGUCCUCUGGCCAAAGCUCGUGGAAGGGGCUCGGGAAGGUUGUAGCGGUAUCGGAUUCCGAGAAGGGUCUAGGGUCCAGGUUGGUCUUUCAGCUAUUGUUGAACUGGGCUGAGAAAGGGAAGGUUGGCGGUUUGAUUCAGGGGGAUGGAGUGUUUGAGACUGGGGCGAAGGCCGGUGAGUUCUCUUGGGACUCGCAAGUCCAUGCUAGCAGUGACUGGCGCACUCUUUGCGAAGGCUCGGUUAAGAUUCUUCGGUGGUUCUUAUUGUUUUCGGUUGCUCAGGCUAGCAAGGAUGCGGGGUCUGAGUGCUUGCCGAACAGUGGGAAGAAAGAGUCUGCCCAGUCACCAAGUCCACCUGCAUCAGCCGUUGCUUCCCGGGACCGGCGUACUUCUUCGGGGUCAGAUCGGGACCACAGUAUGGUGUUCAUGGUAUGUGGGUUUCCAGGGGAUCCUAGGGUUCCGGUGAAAAGGGAUGAACGAAGGAGGACGUGGGAUCCGGCGUCUGUGCUUUCGUUCGCGCAAGUGUACGAGUUGAAUCGAGCUGAGUUUGAUCAAAGCUGUUUCGGGGCAUUGUGUAUAAGGGAAUGUGAACUCCUGACGUCCUCCUGGUUCCUUUAUGAAGCGGUUCAUGAAGUAAGAAUGAGUUGGGAGGCGAAGGCGGCUUGGGAGCUCGUUCGGCCGGAAGGGAUCUUACAGAGUAGGGUUCAGAGGCAAGAGGGAUGGGCUACCGGCCUUUUGAGGGUUAUUCAGGGGUCUUGGUGUCGUUGGUGUGCCCUGGGAUGUCAAGCUGCGGAGGCUACAGAGCGUAAGCUUCUACUAGCGAAGAUGACCGCAGAGGAAUCUUAUGCUAAACAUGUUGCUAAUGAUCAUGUGCCUUUCCUUAAGGGGUGUCCCGAGUGCAUUCGUGCACAGGGUAGACAAAGGUCACACUGGCGUAGUGCUUUUACAGGCGUCCAUGCAGCUAGCUUUGACAUAGCUGGGCCGUUCGUUCCUGGACAGGCAUUUAACCCUGAGGUCUCCGGUAGGGAUAAAGGAAAAGGUUAUCGGUAUUUCCUCGCGUGUGCAUAUACCAUACCGGAUUCGUACUGCCCAGAAGGGCUGGAAGUUAAAGGGGAUGCGGAGCGCGUUGCUCCGGCUGAGGAUGAUGCGAGUCAUUCUGCGGGUGCUACGGGUAUAGGGGAAUUUGAGGAUCUGUUUCCUGAACUCUGGGACCUCCCGGAGGUAGGGACGACUUCCGUUGAAGGCGUCAAAGCUGUGCGUUUUCGUGUUAAAGAAAAGCGUCCUGAAGACGAGGAUCCUCUUGUUGAGGAGCCGGCGGAUUCCUCUUCUCCUGUGGUUGCCGAGCCUAAAUUUAAGACCCGAACCCUUUUCCUUGGAACGCCUUUGAGGACCAAGAGGGGUAAAGAGGUUUUGUCUCAAGUCCAGUGCCUGAUCAAUAGGCUGGAAGCCCAUGGAUACCCGGUGAACCGUUAUCAUUCUGAUAGAGCUAAAGAGCUUCGGGCAUCGGGCUUCGAUAAAGGCAUACAUGCUACAUGGACCCCAGGUGAUAGUCCUGCUGGCAACAAGGCAGAGUUGGGCGUUCAGAAUCUAAAGGGUUUAGUCCGAAAGCUGCUUGGAAUUGCGAAGUUAGAGGUCGGUUAUUGGCCGUUAGCCCUCAGUCACGCCACGGAGCGAAAUUGGGUGAUGUUCGGUGAAUCGCUGGGGAAGCCUCAGGUACCAUUGCUUCCGUUUGGGGUUAAGGUUGAGGCGAGAAAGCGUUUUAAGACUGGGUUUGAGGCUCAGUGGCAAUCGCGUUCUGUUCCUGGUUUGUACCUUGGCAUUGCCCCGAAUACGCCGGGGGGGCACUUAGUUCUCAUUGAGGAUGGGGACUCACGGAAGGUGUUGUUGACCAACACUGUGUAUCCUGUUCGGGGUGAAGAUACAGGGGUGCCUCGUCGGCCAAAGUUUCGGCUAGUUGGCAAGCGCUCCCAUUUUGCAAUCAAGGUUGUAGCUGCGGCCAGGCCAUUUGCUGUUUCGGAAAAAACCCCGUUUGCCCACGCGAAAGUGCGUGGGGGGGGGCCUUCUUCGGUGCGGUUUUUUGAGGACCAAAGCCUUGAUAACGGUUGCGAGGCUUCUGGGUAUGACGAUUGUUCGUCGGAGCUUAGUGACGCGUCCGAGGGUGAGGAGCCAAAAUCGUGGACCGAAGAGGGUCUUCUAGGUGUCUGGGGCAGUAAAGAGGAAAUCGAAGGAGAUACGGGAGAAGUUCCGGGAGUCUAUGAGAUUCAGGUCCUUGAUUGUGAUCCUUUGGAAGCAGGUGGGGACUUCGGAAAGUUUACCACUGAGGAAUGUCUGGAGGUUUUACAAAGGGGUUUUGGAGUUUUGAAGCAGGAACUGGAUUAG